AUGGGCAAGCAAACGAACUUGUACUCGUUCCCCGACGUGUCUGUGCUGGCGUCGGCCCUGCGGACAUACGUGAUCCAGUGCCAGAACGCAGGCAUUGCGCGCCACGGCGCCUUCAAGGUGGCCGUGUCGGGCGGCAGCCUGCCGGCAACGCUGGCCAAGGCGCUGCUGUUGCCGGCAUCGAAUUCGGCUCCGGUCUCGACACCAAACGGCACGAGCAACGGCACGUCGGCCAGCGGGGCCACGACACCCGGCAGCAGCAGCGACGACGUUGUGCGCUUCGACAAGUGGGAGAUCUUUUUUGCCGACGAGCGCGCGGUGCCGCUGGAUCAUGCCGACUCCAACUACGGCCUGCUGAAGGCAGAACUGCUGGACAAGAUCCCCGAGGGAGCCGGGCAGCCGGUGGUGCACGCCAUCGACACCAGCCUGCUCGCCGACACGCAGGAGCUGGCUGACCAAUACGAACAGGUGUUGGUGGCGUCGUUUGCCAGCCGCGACAGCGUGCGGCUGCCCAUCUUUGACCUGCUGCUGCUCGGCUGCGGACCCGACGGCCACACAUGCAGCCUGUUCCCCGGACACGAGCUGCUGCGCGAGACGAGUGCCUGGGUGGCCCCCAUCGAGGACAGCCCGAAGCCACCGCCGCGCCGGGUCACCUUGACGCUGCCCGUCGUCACUCACAGCGUGCGCGUGGCCUUUGUCGCCACCGGCGGCUCCAAGAAGGCCAUCAUGAAGCAGAUCUUUGACGAGGAGGGCGGCCUGCCGUGCGCCCUGGUCAACGACGGCGCCGGCGACCGCUGCAGCUGGUUCGUCGACAACGCUGCCGUCGAGGGCGUCAGCUUUCCGAAGCGGGGGUUCAACCUGUAG
Messenger RNA from Grosmannia clavigera kw1407, 861 nucleotides. RefSeq names its product 6-phosphogluconolactonase. The transcript has a single exon. The record is from RefSeq and is a predicted model, not a curated record. Gene Ontology annotation, biological process: carbohydrate metabolic process; pentose-phosphate shunt. Bases 1 to 861 code for a protein of 286 amino acids. Gene Ontology annotation, molecular function: 6-phosphogluconolactonase activity. Lineage: Eukaryota; Fungi; Ascomycota; Sordariomycetes; Ophiostomatales; Ophiostomataceae.